ACUGUGGACUACAGCACACACAUUACUAGAAUACUUCAGACAGCAGCAUCCUCAGGACAGGUCAUCAGAAACAGGACAGAAGCCAAGAUGUCUAAGAAGUCUGAAGGUGAUGAUGGUAGCAGCUUCCUUUUCCUUGAUAACGACUAUAAAGACAGUGGGAUAGCCCAAGCAGACUGGUCAGCCAAAAAAAUGGUGUGGGUGCCCUCGGAGAGGGAUGGGUUCGAGGCAGGCAGCAUCAAAGAGGAGACAGGCAACGAGCUGGUGGUUGAGCUGGACAACGGGAGGAAAGUAACAGUCAAUAAAGAUGAGAUCCAGAAGAUGAACCCACCCAAAUUCAGCAAGGUGGAGGACAUGGCCGCUCUCACUUACCUGAAUGAGGCCUCUGUGCUCCACAACCUGAGGGACAGAUAUUUCUCAGGACUGAUUUACACGUACUCGGGGUUGUUCUGUGUGGUGGUGAAUCCCUAUAAAAUGCUUCCAAUCUACUCGGAGAAGAUUAUCGAGAUGUACAAAGGGAAGAAACGCCACGAGGUGCCUCCCCACAUAUACUCCGUCACUGACAAUGCCUACAGGAACAUGAUGCAAGAGCGUGAGGACCAGUCUGUUCUCUGCACAGGGGAGUCUGGAGCCGGGAAGACCGAAAACACUAAGAAGGUCAUUCAGUACCUCGCGAUGGUCGCAUCAUCACACAAAGGAAAGAAAGAGGCCAGUUCAGAUUCCAGCGUCUCAGGACUAAAUAAGCAGCAAGGAUCGCAACUUGCUUUCGGAGAAUUAGAAAAGCAACUUCUGCAGGCCAACCCCAUUCUGGAGGCCUUUGGAAAUGCAAAGACCAUCAAAAAUGACAAUUCUUCACGAUUUGGUAAAUUCAUCAAAAUCAACUUUGACAUGGCAGGCUACAUUGUUGGAGCUAAUAUUGAAACUUACCUGCUGGAGAAGUCCAGAUGCAUUCGUCAGGCCAAGACUGAGAGGUCAUUUCAUAUCUUUUACUACAUGGUCGCUGGAGCCAAAGAUAAACUGCGCGAGGAGCUCCUGCUGGAGGAUUUCAAUAACUAUCGUUUCCUAGUGGCGGGGCACGUUCAGAUCCCAGGCCAGCAGGAUAAUGAGCUCUUCGAGGAGACUUUGGAGGCUAUGCAGGUCAUGGGCUUCACUGAGGAGGAGAGGACGGGUAUGCUGAAGGUAGUGUCCACUGUGCUGCAACUGGGGAACAUUGAGUUCAAGAAGGAGAGAAACCAGGAGCAAGCCAGCAUGCCAGAUACCACAGCUGCCCAGAAGGUAUGUCAUCUACAGGGCAUAAACCUGACGGACUUCACCCGAGCCAUCCUCACACCUCGGAUCAAAGUGGGCCGAGAGGUGGUCCAGAAAGCUCAGACAAAAGAGCAGGCUGAUUUUGCCAUUGAGGCUCUGGCCAAAGCCAUGUACAACCGUCUGUUCCGCUGGAUCCUGGCACGUGUAAAUAAGACUUUGGACAAGUCCAUUCGCCAAGCAGCCUCUUUCCUGGGCAUCUUAGACAUUGCUGGCUUUGAAAUUUUUGAGGAUAACUCCUUUGAGCAACUGUGUAUCAACUACACCAAUGAGAAACUUCAGCAGCUCUUUAACCACACCAUGUUCGUUCUGGAGCAAGAGGAGUAUAAGAGAGAGGGCAUCGAGUGGAACUUCAUUGAUUUUGGCUUGGACCUUCAACCCUGUAUCGACCUCAUUGAGAGACCGAAUAAUCCUCCUGGUAUCCUGGCCCUGCUGGAUGAGGAAUGCUGGUUCCCCAAAGCCACAGACGUCACCUUCGUGGAAAAACUCACAAACACUCAUGGAAACCACUGCAAGUUCUCCAAACCUAAGCAAAUGAAGGAGAAAACCAUGUUCUCUGUACAACACUACGCUGGGAAGGUGGAAUACAAUGCCUUUUCUUGGCUGACAAAGAACAUGGACCCACUUAAUGACAACGUGACAGCAUUGUUGGGUAACUCUUCCAGCCCAUUUGUGCAAGACCUGUGGAAGGAAGUGGAUCGUGUGGUAGGGCUGGAGACCAUGGCUAAGAUGGCCAAGUCAGACAGCUCCAUGCCCAGUUCCUCCAAAUCCAAGAAAGGCAUGUUCCGCACAGUGGGACAGCUGUACAAGGAGUCCUUGGGAAAACUGAUGACAACACUUCACAACACCCAGCCUAAUUUUGUGCGCUGCAUCAUUCCAAACCACGAGAAAAGGGCAGGGAAGAUGGAUGCUAACUUGGUGCUGGAGCAGCUGCGCUGUAACGGAGUGCUAGAAGGUAUCCGCAUCUGCCGACAGGGUUUCCCCAAUCGUAUCGUCUUCCACGAGUUCCGUCAACGCUAUGAGAUCCUAGCUGCCAGUGCUAUUCCCAAGGGUUUCAUGGAUGGAAAGCAGGCAUGCACCCUCAUGGUAAAGCAUCUUGACCUGGACCCUAACUUGUACCGUAUUGGCCAAAGUAAGAUGUUUUUCCGCACUGGAGUGCUUGCUCAGCUUGAGGAGGAGCGUGAUCUCAAACUCACUGUGGUCAUCAUCGCCUUCCAGGCCCGAGCCCGUGGCUUCCUUGGCAGAAAGGCCUUCAGCAAGAGACAGCAGCAGUUAACUGCCAUGAAAGUGCUUCAGAGGAACUGUGCUGCCUACCUCAAACUGAAGAACUGGCAAUGGUGGAGGCUUUUUACCAAAGUCAAACCAUUGCUUCAAGUGACACGACAAGAGGAAGAGAUGACCCAAAAGGAGGAGGAGCUUAAGAAAGCAAAGGACAUGGCGCAAAAGGCUCAAGCGGAGUUAAAAGAGAUUACUCAGCAACAUGAAAAGCUGCUAGAGGAGAGGAACCAGCUGCAGGAGAAGUUGCAGACAGAGACAGAGCUCUAUGUGGAGGCAGAAGAAAUAAGGAUACGUCUGGAGACCAAGAAGCAGGAGCUGGAGGAGGUUUUGCGUGACAUGGAGGCUCGUCUGGAGGAAGAGGAGGAGCGCAGUCAGGCCCUUCAGCAGGAGAAGAAGGACAUGCAGCAGCAGCUCCAGGAUAUGGAAGCGCAGCUGGCAGAAGGGGAAGAUGCCAGACAGAAAUUACAGCUGGAGAAGGGCUCCACAGAAGGAAAGAUCAAGAAGCUCGAGGACGAUUUUCUGGUCAUGAAGGACCAAAAUAACAAGCUGUUGAAGGAGAAGCAGCUGCUGGAGGAGAGAAUCGCCGAGAUCAGUUCCAAUCUCACCGAAGAAGAGGAAAAAUCCAAGAAUCUCACCAAACUCAAGAACAAGCACGAAUCCAUGAUAUCUGAUCUUGAGGUUCGUCUGAAGAAAGAGGAGAAAGGUCGUCAGGACCUGGAAAAAGCCAAGCGCAAACUGGAAGCUGAAUUAAAUGACCUCCAAGAGCAGAUAGCAGAACUACAGGCCCAGACAGAAGAGUUCAAGGCACAGACGGCUGCGAAGGAGGAGGAGAUACAUUCUCUUUUAGCACGUCUGGAAGAGGAGUCAGGUCAGAAGAACCACGCCCUGAAAAAGUCCCGUGAACUGGAAGGGCUGAUCUCCGAACUUCAGGACGAGCUUGAGGCUGAGCGUGAUGUCCAUGCCAAGAUGGAGAAAGCCAAGAGGGACCUUGGAGAGGAGCUGGAAGCCCUGAGAUCUGAACUGGAGGACACCCUGGAUACCACAGCAGCUCAGCAGGAGCUUCGAGCUAAAAGAGAGCAGGAAGUGGCGAUGCUGAAGAGAGCGAUAGAGGAAGAUGUUCGACGACACGAGGCCCAAAUGCAGGACGUGAGACAGAAACACACACGGGCUGUGGAGGAGCUGAGUGAGCAGCUGGAGCAGUCCAAACGGGCCAAAGCUAGCCUAGAGAAGGCAAAGCAAGCCCUAGAGAAAGAAGCAGCUGAUCUGAGCGCAGAGUUGCACUCCCUUGGAAAUGCUAAGCAGGAUGUGGAGCAUAAAAGGAAGAAGGUGGAGAGCCAGCUGUCUGACCUGCAGUCCCGUUAUGAUGAGAGUGAGAGGCAAAGAGCAGAGCUUGGAGAACGGAUCUCAAAACUGACCAUGGAACUGGACAGUGCGACUGGCCUCCUGAAUGAGGCAGAAGGCAAGAUUAUCAAACAGAGCAAAGACAUCAACAGUCUCAGUUCUCAGCUUCAAGACGCACAGGAGCUACUUAGUGAGGAGACCCGUCAGAAGUUGAACUUUUCAACGCGGCUUCGUCAGAUGGAGGAUGAUCGGAAUAGCCUCUUGGAGCAGUUGGAGGAAGAGACAGAGGCAAAGAGGAACGUGGAGAGACAUGUGUCCAGCCUGAACAUGCAGUUGUCAGAUGCGAAGAAGAAACUGGAUGAGUUUUCUAACAACAUUGAACUACUUGAGGAAAGUAAGAAAAGGCUGCAGAGAGAUCUGGAGGCGGCCAGCACAGAGUUUGAGGAGAAGACUGGGGCCUAUGACAAGCUGGAGAAGAGUAAGAAUCGGCUACAGCUUGAGCUGGAGGAUCUGCUGGUGGACUUGGACAGCCAAAGGCAAUUAGUUUCAAACCUGGAGAAGAAGCAGAGGAAAUUUGACCAGAUGCUUACUGAGGAGAAAAAUAUCUCCAGUAAGUACGCUGAGGAGCGUGAUCGUGCGGAAGCUGAGGCAAGAGAGAAGGAGACUAAGGGUCUAGCCCUGGCCAGAGCCCUGGAGGAGACCCAGGAAUCUCUGCAAGAGUUAGAGCGUGCCAACAAAGUAUUGCGCAUAGAGAUGGAGGAUCUGGUCAGCUCUAAGGGUGACUUUGGAAAGGACGUGCAUGAUCUUGAGAAAGCAAAGCGCAUGCUGGAGGCUGUGGUGGAGGAGAUGAGGGUUCAGUUAGAGGAGCUGGAGGAUGAGCUGCAGACAGCGGAAGAUGCCAAGCUCCAUCUGGAGGUCAACAUGCAGGCCCUGAAAACCCAGUUUGAAAGAGAACUUCAGGUGAGGGAUGAGCAUGGAGAAGAGAAGAGGCGGCAGCUCCUCAGGCAGAUGCGUGACCUUGAGACGGAGCUAGAAGACGAGCGCAGGCAGAGAACCUUGAUGACUGUCGCCAAGAAGAAACUGGAAGGAGAAGUGAAGGAUCUUGAGGACCAAAUCGAGACCACCACCAGGGCCAGAGACGAGGCUGUUAAACAACUGCGCAAGACUCAGGGUCAGGUGAAGGACAUUCAGAGGGAGCUGGAGGACGUGCGUGUGGUGCACGGGGAAGUGGUGUCCAGUGCCAGGGAAACUGAAAGGAGGGCAAGAGCAAUGGAGGCUGAUAUCAUGCAUCUGCAGGAGGAAGUGGCUGCAGCGGAGAGAGCUCGCAAGCAGGCAGAAACGGAGAGAGACGAGAUGUCCGAAGAGUUGUCAAGCAACUUGCCCGGGAAAUCACCGAUGUCUGAAGAAAGACGACGCCUGGAGGCUAAAGUCCAGCAGCUGGAGGAGGAACUGGAGGAGGAACAGAGCAACGUGGAGACGCUUAAUGACAGGCUGAGGAGGAGUAUCCAACAGGUGGAUCAGCUAACCAGUGAGCUGCAGACAGAGCGUUCUAACUCUCAAAGGAGCGAAAGUGCCCGGCAGCAGAUGGAGAGGCAGAACAGGGACAUGAAAACUAAGCUACAGGAAAUGGAGAGUCAGGUCAGGUCAAAGUUCAAGGCCUCCAUCACUGCCCUGGAAGCUAAAGUACGUCAGCUGGAGGAUCACCUGGAGCAGGAGAGCAGGGAGAGACAAGCCACUGCCAAAGCCAUGCGUCAGAGGGAUAAAAAAAUAAAGGAUUUGACCAUACAGAUGGAGGACGAGAGAAAGCAGGCACUGCAGUACAAAGAUCAGGCUGAGAAAGCCAACGUGCGGGUGAAGCAGCUGAAGAGGCAGGUGGAGGAGACGGAGGAAGAGUCGCAGCGCGCCGCCGCCGCCCGACGCAAACUGCAGAGAGAACUGGACGAGGCCUCCGAGGCCAACGACGCCCUGAACAGAGAGGUUUCCUCACUCAAGAGCAAACUCAGGCGGAGAAAUGACUCGUCUCUCGGCAGCUCCUCGCGGCGUGUUGUGGGAGUCAUAGGGGGGCGGAAAAGCGUGAUUGAGCCUGCAGGAGUUUUGGAGGAGGAUGGACCUCCCCCCACACACCUCCCUGAUCUGGAGGAGUCUCAGGAGGAACCAAUCAAUGGGAUGGAGGAUGACCAAUAGGAAAAUGCUGCUCUGUUUUCGUGUUCCCGAUAAAGAAAGUUUAAAGCAAGAAAGUCUUACCCUACAGCACGUGUCUUUUUAACUGUCAACGGAAUGUUAGCUUACACUGACAAUUUCUUCGCCUCACAGCUACAUUAAUGAUGUCACAACUGAUUUUCUCUAAGGAUAGAUCUUUCUUCACUCAAGGUUUUUUUUUCUUCUUUAGGAAUCUUAGAAUAAUCUCACUCUCUUCUGUAAUUUCACAUCUGAUUAGUAUGGGGUGGUUUACAGAUAUACGCUGUUGUUGAAAAUUUAGGGUGUGAAGCUGUAAAUGUAGGUUUGACCAUUUCCAGGUAUGACAGAAUCAGGGUUUAUUAAUGGUUUAUUAAGGGUAGGAUCAAUUUAUUAAGGUUUAUUAAGAAUAAUUUUCAAAAACAUUACUCAGCAAUGACUCCUGCGUCAAAGACGGAAUUUUAAUGGUGUAAUUUAUUAGCAACUUUGACUUACUCAAAUAGACCUGGGUUUACUGCUUUCGAAGGGGUAUUUUA
This is a messenger RNA of Chanos chanos (milkfish), 6632 nucleotides long. It is a transcript of the gene myh11b, whose product is annotated as myosin, heavy chain 11b, smooth muscle. Bases 88 to 6105 code for a protein of 2005 amino acids. The transcript has 42 exons. The record is from RefSeq and is a predicted model, not a curated record. Gene Ontology annotation, molecular function: ATP binding; actin filament binding; microfilament motor activity. Gene Ontology annotation, cellular component: cytoplasm; myosin II complex; myosin filament. Gene Ontology annotation, biological process: actomyosin structure organization. Lineage: Eukaryota; Metazoa; Chordata; Actinopteri; Gonorynchiformes; Chanidae.